AUGAUGCGUUUCAUGUUGUUCACUAUACUCGUGCUCUACGAAAUACAAGCGUAUAUGACCGACCAACCAUCCUUCGCAGACAGACUCAACCAUAUAUACGAAAAGCUUGAAAAGUUUACAAUAGCACCUUCAAAAAAGCUCAAUAGUAAGCUUUACGCGAAAUUGGACAGAUUAAACUCCUUGAAGCCAGGUGAAUUAACUGAUGAAGAUGAAGAGCUUUUGUCUGCAAUGCAAAUGUGGGGAACGAUAAGUGAUGAUCAACUCAAAGGAGUUGUUCAAGAGUUUCAAAAUUUGAAAGAGGACAAAAGUGAUAGAGUCGAUGAAUAUAGUGAUGGUGAUUGGAACGAUGAUGACCUAGACACAGAUAUUGGGGUCGAUUACGCUAACGAUGACGGUGAAGAAUGGGACCCCUUAGAAGAAGACACCGGUUCCACUAGCAGACCUGUGCUGGGAGUAACUCCUUCUGCCUUCACUAGAUUGAGUGGCUACCGCCAUACUAUUGUCUCGGCUGUUGAUCCAAUAGCUGCGACUAACGAAAGGCCGAGGAUUUUGGAUGAUUCCCAUGCGACAGCAGAGGAACGAAUAGCUCUUCGUAAAGGAGCAAUCGCGAACGUCGGCAAUGUGGUGAAAUCUGGAAAGUGCCUCACGCCGCAACCGAGAUGGUUCUUUGUAAGAAAAUUAGCGCCCGCCGCUGACACUGUGUACAUGCCACCAUGCGUACAACUACAUAGAUGCGCCCCAGACUCGGGGUGUUGCUAUGACGAGGCGGAAGUGUGCGCGCCCGUCGAUGGAAAAUACGUUGCUAUACCAUUUUUGCUAAAUAGAGCCGAUAAGAACUUGACAGCAGCCAGAAUCCUUUUCUUUAAUCAUACUCGUUGUGCGUGUGUGUCGAGAGAUACUUUACAAAGUACUACUAGAACACGGAUCGAGAAUCACGAUGACAGACUAGAUGAGAAAAAAGAAGAGAGAAUAGAGAGUAGAGAGAGACAGAACGAUUGGAGAGCGCCUACUGAGGAACCCAGGUUAGAAAGAGAUGAAGAGCAGACGUCACCUCCGCAAUUGAGAAGAUGCACAUGCCCUACACUUUUCCGAAACCGCAUAAAAGACGGCAUAUGCUCAUGUGUGUGCGAUUGGCCAGACCUAACUAGAAAACGUGACUGCUUGUCGCUGGCAAGAGGCAAAGAACACUUCGGCUUGAGAGAUAGAGUGUGUUUAGACAGAGGAGAUUGUAACACGCCUAGCUGUGAAUACGGGGCCUAUGACCAAAGUACUGGCCGAUGUCCAUACAGACGAGUGAAAAGGAGAUUUCAUUCAAGAAGAUAUAGCCACAAAGUU
This is a messenger RNA of Brenthis ino (lesser marbled fritillary), 1335 nucleotides long. Lineage: Eukaryota; Metazoa; Arthropoda; Insecta; Lepidoptera; Nymphalidae. The record is from the annotation of a GenBank genome assembly.